This is a messenger RNA of Adineta steineri, 441 nucleotides long. The record is from the annotation of a GenBank genome assembly. NCBI's taxonomy places the organism in Eukaryota, Metazoa, Rotifera, Eurotatoria, Adinetida, Adinetidae.
AUGAUAAAAACGAGUAGUUCGAUAUUGAUACUUAGUUUAGUUAUUUACAUAUUUAUUGAACAUACGAAUCGUCGAGCUCAUGAAUUAUUACAAGAAAUUGAAUAUCGUGGAAACCGUCUAAUUGAUGAAACAGAAAAACGAAUACGUCAAUUAAUAAAUGAUACUUUAUUUAAUAUUAAUAAUCAAACUACUGAACAGAUCAAUUCAGUUAUUGAACAAGGACGAAAACAUAUUCCAUUACAAAAUCCUUAUGGUGCUACAACAUGUACAGAAUGGUUUGGAUGUCAUAAAGGUUAUUGUUGGUCAGGAUGUGCUGGUGCUUUUCCAUCUAUAACUGGUCCUGAAUGGUGUUAUACAAGAAAAUCAUAUGAAAAAAUGACAUGUUUAGAAGAUAAAGAUUGUAGUGGAUGUUGGCGAUGUGCUAGUUCAUGUAGUGUUUAG